This is a messenger RNA of Polyodon spathula (Mississippi paddlefish), 3412 nucleotides long. RefSeq names its product nectin-4-like. NCBI's taxonomy places the organism in Eukaryota, Metazoa, Chordata, Actinopteri, Acipenseriformes, Polyodontidae. Gene Ontology annotation, cellular component: adherens junction. The transcript is spliced from 11 exons. The coding region runs from base 361 to 2238 and encodes 625 amino acids. Gene Ontology annotation, biological process: heterophilic cell-cell adhesion; homophilic cell-cell adhesion. The record is from RefSeq and is a predicted model, not a curated record.
GGAUUAGACUCGGAGUUUGAAUCACAAUAAAUAUGGCGUCAUCGUGCGUGCUUUAAAAACCACCCCAUGUAAACAUAACUUCGGGUAGGGUUAGCGCUUACUUUAACCUCAAUAGCUUUUUUUAAAAAAUUAUUUAUAUAUAAAUAUAUUUAUUUAUUUAGUUAAGUGUUUUUUUUUUUUCGCGGAGUCAGUUUGCGACCGCCCAACCUGCUUUUCGAGUUUGGUUUGUUUUUGAAAUUGUAAACUGAAGGAAUCGACACGGGCUGGGGAGCGAUUCAGACGCUGUUAUCGAAUAAACCCCAAUAAAGAAGCCGAGACGUUUGGAAACGGUACCCACGGACCGGAGAUACCGAGGGGGGAAUGGGUUUUAAAAUGCACGGAAUCGCUUUCUGUCGGUGCCCGCCGGGGUUUCUGAUCUGCAUCGUGUUGAUGGUAUCGCCCGCCCCUUCUCUCUGCGGUUUCUUGGAGCCCCCCACCCCUGUGUUCUCCCUCAGCGCUCUGGAAGAAGGGGUAGCUCGUCUGCCCUGUCGAUUCGAACCCAAGUCAGAAACGCAGACAAACGGCACGAAGGAGGUGGUGCAACAGGUGGCCUGGUUCAAAGUACCCCCCGAAAACGAGGGCGCUGCGAAUCGAGAGCAGAUCAUCCUCUUUCACACAACGAUGGGACAACACGUUUUCGACCCUUACAAAGACAGAGUCUCCUUCGAGAAGACACAGCCUAUUGCAGACUCCGCCCUGUUGAUCAGAGGCGUGACUCUGGAAGAUCAGGGGAACUACGUGUGUCAGGUGAUCACUUUCCCAUCGGGAAACUUCGAGACUACCAUCAAGCUGAGUCUGCUGAGCCUUCCGGUCUCCAGCCUUGAUCCCGCCUCCCCACCUCUCGUGGAAGGUUCCGCGCUCGCCGUGGCGGCGGUAUGCACUUCCUGGGGGGUCGUGCCCCCCACGGUUGCCUGGGAGACGGGCCUGGAAGGGUCAAGCCAGCUUAAUCAAGCAGCCGGGGGCAAAGUGACAAACAAGUUCUGGGUGAAGCCCAGUCGAGGGAUGAACGGAGAGAAGCUGGACUGCUUGAUCACUCACCAGAGUCUCAGCGAACCGAGGAGGAUCCCCUACACCGUCGUGGUGCACUAUCCCCCGGACGUGUCGUUGACAGGCUACGAAAAUGAUUGGUUCGUCGGGAUGGAAGAGGGGGCUUUGAAAUGCGUGGGGAAAGGGAACCCAGAACCAAACCACUUCACAUGGACAAGGAGGGACUCGGCUCUCCCGGAUGGAGUGAGUGUGGUUAACGGCUCUCUCUCGUUCCCUCGCCCUCUGGAGCUCUCCGACUCGGGUGUCUAUAUCUGCCGCUCGUCAAACAGAGCUGGCUUCGGGGAGGCGAAGCUGGAGAUCCGAGUGUCAGAGUCGGCAAUAAGGAAAGCCAAUUCCAGCUCUGUGAUGAUGAUCGCCGUGGGAGCGGUUGUCGCGGUGUUGCUGGUUACCUUGGUGAUCGCCGUGCUGUUGCUCAAUCGACAUCACAAGCGAAGGAACAUGGAGCUGGAGAGGGCAUUGAACAUGAAAACUGAGGAGCUCUCUUCCUUAUCCAGACAAACAUCUUUCAGAAGACUGAACUCUAUCAACACCGACCCCCGGUCUCAGACGGACGAAAGCAUCCCGCUGCGAGAAGAAGUCGUCGCGAGCCAGAGCCCCAGCUCUCUAGCGGAUAAUUCCGCUCGUAGUCGGGACAGCCGCUCCACCCUGUCGACGGUGCGGGGGGUGUCAGAGUUCCCGGGCCACCCUCCCCUGCACCGGGACGAUGAGAUGGAGGAGGACGAGGAAGCCCGCAGCUCCAGGCUGAGAGUCGAGUCGUUUGUCAGGAGCAGCACCAGGUCACUGCGGGAGCCUGGAUUCCGCCCCCCUCUGAACCCCUCCCUUCUGAGAACCCACCUCACCCGCUCCCUGCCCCGCUCCCUGCCCCGCUCCCUGCCCCGCGAGAGAACCAACGGCAGCGCCCGGCACCUGACCGAAAGGAAACUCUGGGACUCCUCACUGGGAUCCCAGGGGGAGGAAUCUCAAGAGCGGGACGAGUCCUACGAUGAGCUGAGCGAGGACGGGGAAAGAGGGAGACAGGGAGAGGGGGUAGAGAUGGAGAGAGAGUGCAUUACCGAAGCCCUUUCCCAGCACUUCCACAUGGACAACGGGACGCUCCAACCGAAGCCGACCUCCAACGGGAUUUUCAUCCAUCCCAAGGCGCAUUUUGUGUGACAGAAUUUUACCUGCAGGGAAUAUUGGGGUUAGAAUGAACUUGAACUGAACUGAACUGAACUGUAGUGUAAUUGGGAAACAGUGAUAUCUGGUGGCUGACAGGUGUAUUGCAGCUAAUUAAAAAGAAACUUGAAAGGCUACCAUGUCAAUUGGACCAAAAAACAGUGCCAUCUGUUGCUCUGAUGGAUGUAUCACUGCCUUUUUAUAAACCCAGGUAAAACUACAGCCAGCAGCUACACCAAUGGGAUUCUGUUUGACCUGACCUCUGGAUAUAUAUAUAUAUAUAUAUAUAUAUAUAUAUAUAUAUAUAAUAUAUAUAUGUAAACUGAAAGGGAAAAGCGCCACCUGUUAGGCCAAAAGGUGGUAUUGCAGGCAGCUGUAACUGUAUACAAAUUCUGGUCAGACUGCAGCAAUGUACACCAUUGCGAUUUUGAUUCACCACAAGACUGUACUAAACAGCAUUCAACUGUGCUGAGAUGGUGUACACUGGAAGAAAACAGGGCCAUCUGGGGGGUCAAUGGGGGAACUGCAGGCAACUAUACCAAAUUCUGCACCAGACUGGAUUAGUCUUUAAACUUCACUGCGCAAGACCGGAAAUGAAACAGCGCCACCUGUUUGUCUAAACUGGAAUUGCGCCUGCAUAAGGAAACCCCUGGCAGCAACUUUACCAAAAUGGAAUGAAACAAAGAAUGUGUUUUGGGGAAGGAAGUAAGACCAGUGUUUGAGGUCAUUUCCUGUUUUUGCAAUACUGAUUUAAAUUCCAUAACCUUUUUUUUUUUAAAUCAAUUCCAAAUAUUUGGUCAAAAUUUGCAAUCUGGAAUAUUCUGUUAAAACGCGCUUCUCGUUUUCAGCGGCAACAAAUGACCCCCAUCGAAGUUGCUGUUUGUUUAUUUGUUUUUGUUUGCUUGUUUGUCAAUUAAACUGGCUUCAGACGAACACAGUUGAGCAAUCGCAACGAUAUUCCUACGUCUCUAAAACAUCAAUUCUGAUUCCUUGGAAUGGACUCGGAAGUGGAAUUCGGAAUUGAUUUAAAAAAAUUGAUAAACAGGAUUGACCCUCGAACCCUGGCAAGGGUAUUAUUUUAACUGCAGCUCAACUCAACUGUAUUUUUUUUCCUCAUAACUUUGUGUUUUCUAUUGAAAUGAUGGUAUUGUAAAAUUGCAAAUUACUUUUU